This is a messenger RNA of Manis javanica (Malayan pangolin), 1152 nucleotides long. Lineage: Eukaryota; Metazoa; Chordata; Mammalia; Pholidota; Manidae. The record is from RefSeq and is a predicted model, not a curated record.
AUGACUAAUCCCGACCCAGUGACUGGUACCCUACUGGGCUCAGGAGGCAGCCCCAGGUCCACGGGGAGAGCAGGACAGGCCCGAGGAUUCGGAACCCCAACACCGCGGGCGCGCAUCACCACAGAAGUGGCUCGGAGCUUUUGCCUGCAAGCGAGGGUCAGGCGGCUCCGGGCGGGGCCUGCGGGGCUAGGACAGCGUCACAGAGUCCUGGACUUCGGCUGGGUCUGGGAACUUCGACGGACGGGGUUCCAGGCAGAGCCGCGAGUCCUCCAGCCUUCAUUGCCGGGAGGAAAGGAUUCAGGGCCCAGAGGGGACUUCCCGGGCGCCUUCUCCCAACCCGAGGGGCUGGAGACCUGCAAGGACGGCGGAAUCUCUGCGACCAGAGUUCUGGCGCUGCCUCAGCCUGGCUCCGCGCGGAACCGCCGGUGCGGCGCCGGUGCGGCGGGGCCUGGGCCGCCUCGCACACCGGCUCGGGGAGGCUGGAGCCCGCUGGGCGGGGAGCGCGCCGGCGAGCGCGGGGAGAGCCUGGCCAGCUGUCGCCGGGAGCGCCCAAGCUCGCAGAGCAGCGGUCCUGAGGAUCGCAGCCUGGGCACCGAGAAAUCAGUGGCAUCAUGUUACUUAACUGCCAAGCAAGAAACCAAGAUGACUGUGACUAGUUGCUGUCCUUCAGUUACUGCUCGGCCAGAGCACCAGAUGUGGGAUAUCUCACAAUCUCAAUGAAUCCAGAGUGAACUUGCCCGGAGCUGAAACUCUCUGGCGAGACAUUUGGCAUAGUCAGCAGGAUUUGUUGCAGAUGGAAAAAUGGAACAAGCUGCCUUCAUGAGAGGGAUACUUCAGGGGGCUGCCCCUAUGGAUGGAUGACACCUCGGUAUCCCCCAAGUGGGUAUAUGGUCAUAGGUAGCUUGCCUCCUAGAGGAGUGGGUCCCUUCCCAGGGCAUAGGGAGGCGGAGGUGAUGCCUGAGGGAACAGAGGCAGCCCUCUGCAAAAUGGGGAAUUCCUUAAAGAAACAGAGUGUCCGUGAGGUGGCGGGAACCAUGGUUUGGCUAUUUCUCACAGUGUUAAAAAAGGCCGGCUGGGCAUAGAAGCCACAGGGCAUAAAUCUGCAAAGAAGUAAAAAGCUAACCUUUUCAAACAAUAUGGCUUCUCUCUCAC